Molecule: messenger RNA, 423 nt
Organism: Cooperia oncophora
Lineage: Eukaryota; Metazoa; Nematoda; Chromadorea; Rhabditida; Trichostrongylidae
Source: the annotation of a GenBank genome assembly
AUGUCGGUCGGUUUCCUAACUGCUCUUAUACUGCUAACCACAGUGUAUGCAAAAGAUAAUCCCCCAGACAAAGGCUAUCGUUCAUGUAAAGGGACGGUGUCAAUUCCGAAAAGUGGGACCGGCUUGUCGGGCUGGUGCAAAAGCAUGAGAAUAGUCGUGGGAUCCUGCAUGAGCAAAAAAGUGAGUUGGCAUUCAUUGCACGAAGCAGAUCACCUUAUCAAAUGUUCUUACGAGAACUUCAUAUCAGUGAAUGUUCAGCUCAAAAUUGACGAUGAUGGAAGCGUUGCCUCUCGUGGGAACGUUCUGUUGAGCGCAUUCAAACAGGAUCCAAACCCUGAACUUCUGACGGAUGUUAAACUCUACCACUACGGCUGCCUGUACAACAACUGGAGAGACUUCUCCGACCAAGAUUGUUAUAAGUGA